UUUUGCAUUCAUCCACUUACUUCCGCGUAGCAGUGCCAGGUUUGCUAGUGCUAUCUGGGAGUCUUGGGACGUCCAUACCCUAAAUCCUAACCUUAAACCCUACUCUUACUCUAACCUUAACCAUAAUUCUUACCUAACUUUAACCAUUUUAAAAGUCAACUUCAAAGGGAGGUAGGCCCAUCCCAAGGGUCCAAGAUAGCCUGACAGACCGUGACAGGUGGGCGGGCACGGGGAUGGUUUUGGUGAAGCUCUCUCCAAAAGAAAAAAGAAGAAUAUGUGCGCUCUCCGCGGAGUCGACAGAAGCAGAUGUUUCUGUUUUUCAGGGAUAUAGUAUUUUCAACCUGACUUCCGUUUCACCUGAAAGCUGAAGCACGGACUCCGCUCAAGUACAGUGGGUGGCCACCUGUCCUUUCACACUCCAUUGGUACUUCCGCUGUAAGUCUGCGAGGACGUCGUCAACACUUCCGCGGAGCAGUAGACAGGGACCAGCGAAAACGACUGUUCCUUGGUCAAACUCCACGGCAUGAUGAAGACACCGGGUGUAUUGGUGGGGGUGUCUCUGCUGACUAGCGUAGCUCUGCUGGGACUGAUAAACGUGCGGCGGAAAGAAGAGAUGAAGGAGCAGAAACAUGUAUCGUUCGAGACGAUUAAACUGCGUGUGACCAGAGACGUACUGGGAGAGUACCAACACGAGGUGAUCAGAGCUCACAACCUGUUGGACAAGACCAAGGCUCAGGUGGAUACUCUGGGGUCAGAACUCCCCCCACUGCAGGCUGCAGAGGCCAAGAAGAAGAGUGAACUGGAGGCAUGCCAGGGAGAAAAGAAACAUGUCGCUGAUGAGGUGGGGGCCAUUGAGGCAGAGAACAGUAACUCUAAAACUGAGUUUGAGAAGCAAAAGGCUGCCUGGGAAGCAGAGAUGACGUCUCUCAAACAGCAGGUGGUGCAGCGCAGCAAAGUGUGUGUCUUUGUGAAGAAAGACUCUGUAGAGGGAAGGAAACUGUGUGGAGAUGAACCGCCUAAACAAGAGGCCACUCCAAAACCAGAUGCCCCCAAACCAGAAGAAUCCAAACCAGAUGCUCCCAAACCUGAUUCUCCUAAAGAAGCCCCCAAACCAGACGAACCCAAACCUGAUUCUCCUAAAGAAGCCCCUAAACAAGAGCCUGCCCCCAAACCUGAUUCUCCUAAAGAAGCCCCUAAACAAGAGGCUGCCCCCAAACCAGAAGAACCCAAACCUGAGGCCCCAAAGAUGAGAUGAGAUGAGCAGAGCUGGGGAUGGACGAAGAGAACGGGAAGAGCCACGUGGAAUCAAAGAAAAGACCUAAGGAAGGCAGAUGAAAAAUGGAGACCUUCUGCAGGACAUUUCUCUGUUCCUUUUUAAACUCGUUAGAACUUGUCCUUCAUGCUACUUUAGUGUCUAUUAACUACCAUCUAACAUGAGUGGAUAUUGAAUACUGUUUGUUAACCUUGUCCGUUCCUCUCUCUCUCAGUAUGACCCUCCCUCGGGGGGUGUUUGUGUGUGUGAUUUGAACAAAUGUGUAUGUGUCACCAGUAUCGACCAAUCGGAAAGUCCAGAGCCUCUCUCUGUCACUCCUCAUCAUCCUCACUCUGUUACCCCGGUGACGGUAUUUUGCAGUGGUGGCGACCAUAGCAUUGACCAAUCAAAAGUCGUGGAUUAAACUAAUGGUAUUUCUGUUUGUCUGAUUCUGAUGUAAUAAAGCUUAACCCUAAAGGAAA
Molecule: messenger RNA, 1734 nt
Organism: Oncorhynchus kisutch (coho salmon)
Lineage: Eukaryota; Metazoa; Chordata; Actinopteri; Salmoniformes; Salmonidae
Product: proteoglycan 4-like
Exons: 5
Coding region: 524-1255 (243 amino acids)
Source: RefSeq, a predicted model, not a curated record